AUGAAGCAUUCAAUCUUAUUAGCAUUUUGCAUCAUUUACUUAGCUUUCAUUUGCAAAACUAUUGCAGCCCCUGAACCAGUGCUUGACAUCUCCGGUAAGAAAGUUACAACAGGUGUCAAAUAUUACAUUUUACCAGUCAUAAGAGGCAGUGGUGGUGGUUUAGCAGUUGCAAAUGUAAGCAACCUCAACAGCAACAAUAACACAUGUCCCCUCUAUGUUGUUCAAGAGAAGCUUGAGGUAAAGAAUGGUGGACCGGUUACUUUCACACCUUAUAAUGCUAAACAAGGUGUGAUUCUAACAUCAACUGAUCUCAACAUUAAAUCCUAUGUAAAAACUACAUGUCCUCAAACACAAGUUUGGAAGCUUCUUAAAGUCUUGUCAGGGGUGUGGUUUUUGAGUGCUUGGGGUGAAGAAGGUAAUCCAGGUAUUCAAACAAUUUUCAACUGGUUCAAGAUUGAGAAAGCUGGUAAAGAUUAUGUGUUUUCUUUUUGUCCUUCAGUUUGUAAGUGCCAGACUUUGUGUAGGGAAUUAGGGUUAUAUGUUGAUGUUAAUGGGAUUAAGCACUUAGCUCUUAGUGAUCAAGUUCCAUCAUUUAGGGUUGUAUUUAAAAGGGCUUAA
Molecule: messenger RNA, 618 nt
Organism: Vicia faba (fava bean)
Lineage: Eukaryota; Viridiplantae; Streptophyta; Magnoliopsida; Fabales; Fabaceae
Source: the annotation of a GenBank genome assembly